CGCGUGUAACGUUCCCUCAGCCUGAGGAUCAGAAAGGCGUAUGUGUGCGAUCGGUAUGUGUGCAGAAUAUAGCACCUGCUGAAAUCAUAACGCCGGCGUUGAUCAACACGUGCCCCACGUAGGGUGAUAUCAAAUCCGUCUGGAUAAUUCGUUAAAGAAAUUAACGCGGCCGUUGGUUAUAAUAUAUCUAUCGUUCGUUCGCUUGACUGAAGAUGUAGCGCACAUAAUUGAUGUUGGAAAUUCUUAUACAUGCAUUUUAGAGAAACGUUUCUUGUCGCGUGCAGCAUUGAACGUUUCUCGCGAUUUUAAAGCGUUUUUGUCUGUAUAAAAAUAAUGGAAUUUGAUCAGAACACUGUGUUGGAUAGUGUGUUUGUGUUGGUUCCUAUUCAAUUAAUCCUUGUUACAUGUGUAACAAUCUUCUACAGGUUGAAAAUAAGAUGGCCUGUAAAAGUAAACUGUUGGUUCUGCAAUCAAAAUACAAAGGUUUGGAGACAAAACCUGACUUGGUGGUUGUGUCCCUCAUGCCAACAAUUCAACGGUUUCUCUAAAAAUGGUGAUUACGCAUAUGACAUCCCAGAACAAUAUGCAACAUUUGAUAAAUGCACAAGAUACUGCAGUUUGCCCAAACAGAACAAUGCUGCCAAUGUUCCAAAGAAUAAUCUUUGCAUAGAUUGUAAUAAGAGAGAAAGUUUAAAAUUAGCAGAAUUGUCCAACUUUGAACCUAGAGAUGAAAAUCUUUAUGAUACAGAAUUGAAAGUGUUCAAAGAAUACCUAGAGAAAAAGUAUCCACUGUGUGGUAGUUGUAGAUCCAUAGUAUGGGAUGUACUGAAUAAGCAAUCGUUAUGGCUUAUGCGCUACAAGAUGCUUUUCUUCAGGCAGAAGCCAAUUAAUGCAAUUAUCAAUAAAGCAAAAAAAUUAGACACAGUGUUUCGAUUUAUUACAGUGGUUCUCAGCUCAAUUAUCUCAUACAAUCACGAAGUUAUAUGGCUACCUUUUGGUGGAUUAUUCUUUCAUUUAUGUGCUUAUUGCACAAAUUCGAUGAAAAGGAAAAACUCUGAUAUGUUAUUAAUAAUUUUAUGGUGUUGUAUGACUAUUCUCAUACUAAUCAAGAAUUUAACGACGUUGCAAAACAUCUGGCUCACAGCGGAACAUAUUACACAAUAUUAUAUGAUAGCAGUAUGUGCAUUGCUUAUAAGCUUCUUGAACAUAAAACCCAGUUCGUAUAACUAUACGUUGACUACAUCGGUAUCGUUUAAGAAGCUCAAGUUGCAUACACGAAAUACCACUGCAUCAUCACAGGUAGCAUACGACAAUCGGAAUAAAAAUGACAACGUUUUAAACCAGACGAACAGUAGUAUCGAAUUGUCAAGCAGUGCAGGCGAAUUAUUCACCACAGAGAUUAAGUCACACUUAGCAGUGCCGAAACAGAAGUCGUACGCAACUACUACAAGUAUCCACAACGACAGCUACCUGAGCUCUAUCACCCAAUGUAAAAACGACUCGCCGUAUUCUUUCUGUCUGGACAACAACGUGAGCGCCCUGAGUGCGUUGUCCUUAAGCGAGGACUCAUCGAGAUACAGCGCGAGAACGCCACCGAUCUUCGAAAGAAGGAUAUAUGGCAUGUCGACGUGCGACCUCUUCAAACGAUCCAGCGUCGCGUCGGGCAGAAGAUGUAUCCUCUCGCCGCCGAAGCUGCAAUCGGUCACGCAAACGUCGUGGGUAGCCGGUGGUUAUUGGCAAGAAGGUAUGGUGAGCGGCGUACCCACACUCUCGCGCUCGUCCAGUCAGAGCUCGGGCUUCGGGUCGGCUGGCUCCUCCAACUUCGCGCCAUCCAGGGAGCCAUCCGUGCAUGAGUUCGACCGCUGCUCCGUCGUGUCGGACGCCACGCAGUCCUGUUACACGCCACGAGGAAAUAUCGCGAAUCCUGCAAGGUUCUUUACUAGCUCAACAGCACCUCGCGCGCAAUCCCGGUGCACUAUGUACGACACAACCACGACGAGGAUGAGGAACUGCUCGCAGUCGCAGUUGCUUGCAGUCCGAGCAUGCAACAACGUGAUGGCGGCGGACAAUCAGGAGCACGUGGCAGCGGUAGUCGGCAACGGAGGCCGGAACGACUCAAUACCGAUGUGCCCGAGCCACACAACGGUCGUUACCAGCCCUGGUUCUUCGGCGAAUGAAAGAAGUAAACGUGAUUCAUAUUCGACGUGCCACGCGAAUACUUAAGGCAAAAAAAAAUAUUCGAUUAUUACUGCCAAUUGCGUCGACCACUAUCUUCCGAUUUACAGCGCGCGAACAGUAGAUAUAACGUUACACACUGCCACAAUAUACAUCGAUAUACUUUUCGUCAAACAUAUCUGCCGGUGUUCACUUUAGAUACAUUGAAUUUUGUAGAUGUACACACGUACUUUUACACGCUCGAGGUUUGCCCUUUACGGACGUAAGUUACAGUAGUUUCUCGAUGUCGAGAAACGUGGGUUUACACGUGUAUAUUAUAUACAAAGAUUUAGAGUGCAUAGCGAAGAACGAUUCUGUAUGUGUUCUUUAGCAAAAAAUACGUACAUACGCGAUUUUAGCAGUAUAAAAGAACAAUUGUUUAACACCGAAGGUUUCCAUUGUUUCCUGUAACGCGAAUAUUAUCGGCAACAUCGAUUUGUUCAUUUGCUUUCGACACGGUUUGGACACUUUCGAUGCUUCUGAUGUUUCAAUGAGAGAACUUGUUUUUCAUCAAUUGCCAGAAGUUCUCC
Molecule: messenger RNA, 2744 nt
Organism: Harpegnathos saltator (Jerdon's jumping ant)
Lineage: Eukaryota; Metazoa; Arthropoda; Insecta; Hymenoptera; Formicidae
Exons: 8
Coding region: 334-2223 (629 amino acids)
Biological process (GO): nuclear migration along microtubule
Cellular component (GO): nuclear membrane
Molecular function (GO): actin filament binding; lamin binding
Source: RefSeq, a predicted model, not a curated record